GGUAAACCCGCUCCCGGGGCUGAGCUCCGGCCUGGCCGCGCGGGGCUGGGCGCUUGGCGGGGGGCCCCCGGGACAGCCCGGUAGAGUUCGUUUGGGGCUGGGGGCUGGGCGCGAGGAGAUGACUCGCGUUUCCUUCUGACCCUUUUAUUGUGUAAACUCGGCCGCGGCGGCCGCAGGAAGGCUAGCCCGAGGGUGAUCGCGCAGGUGAGGCCCCGCGGGGCGGGCGGAGCUCCCGGCGCGGCGCCGGGGUCCUGAAGAGCUUCGUGCGCCCGCGCACCCGGACCGAGGAUCUCCGUACCGGCCACUGCGGAGGGGCCACUGUUCCCAGCGGUGGUUUUUUUUUUUUACAAAGGGCGUUUUGAAAACGGAGCAGUAGCCGCAGCAUCAGCGGCAAGCCUGUUGAAAGAACCCACAAGUGUAUUUCACAGCACCCUGGGUGGAAAUUGAAUGUGAAAAUGAAGCCAGACCGAGAUACUUUAGAUGAAUAUUUUGAAUAUGAUGCAGAGGAGUUCUUGGUCUCUUUGGCCUUGUUAAUAACAGAAGGACGAACACCAGAAUGUUCUGUAAAAGGUCGCACAGAAAGUUUCCAUUGCCCUCCAGCACAGUCCUGUUACCCAGCAACUACCAAACAUGAAUGCAGUGACAAGCUGGCUCAGUGUCGCCAAGCCAGAAGAACUAGGUCUGAGGUCUCAUUGUUGUGGAAGAACAACCUUCCAAUCAUGGUGGAAGUGAUGCUACUACCAGACUGCUGCUACAGUGAUGAUGGACCCACCACAGAAGGGAUUGAUCUUAAUGAUCCUGCAAUUAAGCAAGAUGCAUUAUUAUUAGAAAGAUGGAUAUUGGAGCCAGUUCCUCGACAGAGUGGUGAUCGAUUUAUUGAAGAAAAGACUCUUCUAUUGGCUGUCCGCUCAUUUGUGUUUUUUUCUCAAUUAAGUGCUUGGCUGAGUGUUUCUCAUGGUGCUAUUCCACGAAAUAUUCUUUACAGAAUCAGUGCUGCUGAUGUAGACCUGCAGUGGAAUUUUUCACAGACUCCAAUUGAACAUGUGUUUCCUGUUCCUAAUGUUUCUCACAAUGUGGCCUUGAAAGUCAGCGUGCAGUCCUUGCCCAGACAAUCUAAUUACCCAGUGUUGACCUGUAGUAUUCACACUAAUAUUGGCCUUUAUGAGAAAAGAAUUCAAGAACAUGAACUUAAAGCCCAUCAGCACCGCAAUUCUAAUGAAGCUGAACAAUGUAGUACAAAUAGUUCACAGCGUCUGUGUAGCAAACAAUCUUGGGCCCUGGCACCUGAAAACGCAAAAAAUGGCACAACUUCAGAGUAUACUGCAGCUGUCAAAAAUGUCAAACUGUAUCCAGGCACUGGCAAUAAAUCUGACUAUGGAACAUGUCAAGCUAAUAUUCUGGGCUUCAGUGGUAGAGGAGAUAGAAAGUCACACGAAACACCAGUGAGAACAUUAAAAUCAUUUUCAAUGAUUGAUUCCAGUGUAUCUAGCCACCAGAGUUCCUGGCCAUCAGUUGGUGAGACUAAUCCUUUAAUAGGUUCUUUAAUUCAGGAUCGACAAGAAGUUAUUGCAAGAAUUGCUCAGCAUUUGAUUCAUUGUGAUCCAAGCACUUCACAUGUUCCUGGACAUCCAUUUAAUAUGCAAGAGUCUAGUUCACUUAAUUCAAAACUUUUCCGGGUUGCACAAGAAAAUGAAAACGUGAGAAAAUGUAAAGAACCUUUCUCCAUUUCUUUUGGUAGUCCGGAGCUUUCCUCCUCAGAAGAUACCAGCGAGGGAAAAAUUCAAGUAAAAACAGAAACUCUUCGAAGUGCAACUGGCAUUUCUGAUGGUCUUUAUUCUCGUCAGUCUGUUGGUGAGACUAAUCCUUUGAUAGGCUCCUUACUCCAAGAGCGGCAAGAUGUUAUCGCAAGGAUUGCUCAACACUUGGAGCAUAUUGAUCCAACAGCAUCACAUUUGUCCCGGCAGUCAUUCAACAUGCAUGACUCCAGUUCGGUUCCUUCUAAGGUGUUUAGGAGUUUGUAUGAAGAUAAAAAUUUGUUGAAGAAAAACAAGGAUGACACUUCCAUUUCCAUUUCUAAUACAAAAUUUUCCUUUUUGGAAGAUAGCAGUGAAGGGACAAACUUAAUACCCAAAAAAUCAUUGAGUUCUUUUAAAUGCGAUAGUAAAGUCAAGUCCUCUUUGAAACCUCAAAUAAGAAAUCUGUAUCAGGACAAUCCUAGUGAAAUCAUCCAAAAUACAUUUCAAGAGAGACAGAACAAAACCGCUGGUAUAUUGACUCCCUCAAAUAUGCCUCACUGCAAAAAAAAUAACUUAGAUUUGACAGUCAGAUUGGAAAAUACACUUUCUGAGUGUCAAUUUAAGGAGCAAGAAAUUAGCAAUGAAACUGAUAAACAGUAUUCAAAUUGCAACAAUAUUGAAAAACAAAUUUGUACAAAUAAAUAUAAAGAAAAAAUAAAAAAUGAAAAUUGUAAUCCAGAAUCUUUUAACAAUGAUCAAUUUGAGGAUUCUAAGAAAAAUGACUCAAAAAUAAAAACUGCUAUGUUGGAAAUGUCUGGAUAUUUGAACAAACAUGAAAACAAGUGCUCAAAUAAAGACUUUAAAAGGCCCAAAACAUGUGAGCAAAAUAAUCAACUUAAUAGUAUAGAAAAUUAUCUCAGUAAUAAUGAAGUUUUCAAAUGCAAAAAGCCAGACCAAUUAAAAAAUGAACAGGAUAAGAAAGAAGAGACAAUUGAUGAAAAAUUUCAAAACUGUUCUCAGAGAAAGAAUAUAAAAAACUGUUUGUCUACAUGUGAACGAUUAAAAAGUACAGAGGCACUGCAGAAGACUAUACCACUGAAACAUUCAAGUGUCUGGCGGAAACAUAAUUUUCAUUCCUUAGAUGGAAUCUCAACGAGAGCCUUUCAUCCUCGAACUGGAUUGCCUCUUCUUUCAAGUCCUGUUCCUCAAAGAAAGACACAAUCAGGUUGCUUUGAUUUGGAUUCUUCAUUACUGCAUCUGAAAAGCUUAUCGUCUAGAAGUCCUCGACCAUGUUUAAACAUUGAAGAUGAUCCAGAUAUUCAUGAAAAACCAUUUCUGAGUUCUAGUGCUCCACCUAUUACAAGUCUUAGUCUCUUAGGAAAUUUUGAGGAAUCUGUCUUAAACUAUCGGUUAGAUCCUCUUGGCAUUGUUGAUGGUUUUACUGCUGAGGUAGGGGCAAGUGGUGUUUUCUGCCCCACACAUUUGACUCUUCCAGUCGAAGUGUCAUUCUACAGUGUUUCAGAUGAUAAUGCUCCCUCUCCUUAUAUGGGUGUGAUUACUUUAGAGUCCCUUGGUAAAAGGGGUUAUCGAGUACCUCCUUCAGGAACGAUACAAGUGACCUUAUUUAAUCCUAAUAAGACUGUGGUGAAGAUGUUUGUUGUGAUAUAUGACUUACGAGAUAUGCCAGCCAAUCAUCAGACAUUCCUACGACAAAGAACUUUUUCUGUACCUGUUAAACAAGAGAUGAAGAGAAGUGUUAAUAAAGAGAACAUCCGACAUACAGAAGAACGGUUAUUACGCUACCUCAUACAUCUGAGGUUCCAGAGUUCUAAAUCUGGAAAGAUCUACCUCCAUAGAGAUGUACGGCUCCUGUUCUCAAGAAAGUCCAUGGAAGUUGAUAGCGGUGCUGCAUAUGAACUCAAAUCUUACACUGAAUCGCCAACAAACCCUCAGUUUUCACCAAGAUGUUGAUAAGGAGUGACAAUUUAAAGUAUUCGCUCAGUACCCAAGUUUGAAAGUAAAAAUUAGUGUAGAACGGAGUGUACCAAUUAACAACCAGGAGAGUGGAUCCUCUCCUGUUAUCCUGGACCAGUUUUUAUUAAAGGAUUCCUGGAAUGAGAUCCACAUAUUCCAAGUAGACUGGAAACACUCAUGUCCUAAUAAUCCUUUUUGUACUGUUGAAACCACUUCAUUGGACGUGUUGCAAUAGCAAAAAUCCCCCCAGUUAGAUUAGUGUUUACACAUUUUAUUUCUCAGUUAUUUAAUAUUUAAUGUUUUCCUUAAUACUCAAGUGAUGUUUGUCUCUAGUGUUCUAAUGUAGCACAAAUCCUAUGUAAAAUCAUACUAUGUAUUUUUGACAUUAAUGUUGAAAUCCAAAAUAUAUGCACAAGUCUUUAAUUUUG
Molecule: messenger RNA, 4138 nt
Organism: Canis lupus familiaris (dog)
Lineage: Eukaryota; Metazoa; Chordata; Mammalia; Carnivora; Canidae
Gene: ATOSA
Product: family with sequence similarity 214 member A
Exons: 13
Coding region: 456-3707 (1083 amino acids)
Source: RefSeq, a predicted model, not a curated record